CGGCCGUCGACUGCUCGGAGCAGAUGAACAAGGAGAGAGAACCUAUGGGGUUUCCUAAGUUCACUGUUCUUGAUACAAAGACAGGUGCUGAGGCAGAGAAUACGGUUAAUACAUCUAAGCUUUGUGAAACUAUAAAAGCGAAUGGAGAUCCUGGGGUGUUGAUAGGAGACACUGACAUAUCUAUAGCAGCAGCAAUUCAAAGCUCAACAGAAGGCGAUUGUGCCGCAGCAACAAAGCAAUGGAAAGGAGUAUUAAAGGCAAUGGGAGAUUCUUUACCCCCUGCCUAUACACCCGGAGAGGGCAUAUACAACAAUCUUGGUGUUGUAUCGUUAAUGAGUCUUUAUACACCUAAAGAGGGAGUAGCCGUUACAUGCACUGUCAUACAAUGUCCAGCAGAAAGCUCUUCAGCAGGUGACAACCAAAAUAGUGAAAACAACAACGGCCAGAGCAGCAACAAAGACCAGCAAAACCCCACCAGCCCCCCAGUCAGUGGAAGUGGCACAGAAAGCACAACAGGCGGCACAGCAAACGGAGGAGGUGGCGCACAGUCAGGCACUGCGGGCGGCAGUGGCAGUGGCAGCCAGGGCAAUGCUGGUACAGGGCAAGGGCAAGAAAGUCACCAACAGCAAGCAGAAACACUCUCGAAAAAGAAGGAAGACGAACAUUCAAUACAAAUUGAAUCAGGAUUACCGGAAGGAGAAGUAUGA
Molecule: messenger RNA, 707 nt
Organism: Eimeria maxima
Lineage: Eukaryota; Apicomplexa; Conoidasida; Eucoccidiorida; Eimeriidae
Product: SAG family member
Exons: 2
Source: RefSeq, a predicted model, not a curated record